This is a messenger RNA of Tachysurus vachellii, 1474 nucleotides long. It is a transcript of the gene sf3b4, whose product is annotated as splicing factor 3b, subunit 4. NCBI's taxonomy places the organism in Eukaryota, Metazoa, Chordata, Actinopteri, Siluriformes, Bagridae. The coding region runs from base 115 to 1314 and encodes 399 amino acids. The transcript has 6 exons. The record is from RefSeq and is a predicted model, not a curated record. Gene Ontology annotation, cellular component: U12-type spliceosomal complex; nucleolus. Gene Ontology annotation, biological process: positive regulation of mRNA splicing, via spliceosome. Gene Ontology annotation, molecular function: RNA binding.
CAGCAGAACGUGACACUGACUAACACACACGUGUCACUAGGUGGCGGCGCUGAGCUGAAAUCGACACGCGCUUGAAGAAGAAGAAGAAGACGCAGCGCACGGAGCGGUUUUGUCAUGGCGGCGGGACCGAUUUCUGAGAGAAACCAAGAUGCGACAGUGUACGUGGGUGGUCUGGAUGAGAAAGUGUCUGAGCCGUUACUAUGGGAACUCUUCCUUCAGGCUGGACCGGUGGUGAACACACACAUGCCCAAAGACAGAGUGACCGGACAACAUCAGGGUUACGGGUUUGUGGAGUUCCUCAGUGAAGAAGAUGCUGAUUACGCUAUAAAGAUCAUGAACAUGAUAAAACUCUAUGGUAAACCCAUCCGUGUAAACAAAGCCUCAGCGCACAACAAGAACCUGGACGUUGGAGCAAACAUCUUCAUCGGGAACCUGGACCCUGAGAUCGACGAGAAGCUUCUAUAUGACACGUUCAGUGCAUUCGGUGUCAUCCUGCAGACCCCCAAGAUCAUGAGAGACCCUGACACAGGGAACUCCAAGGGUUACGCCUUCAUCAAUUUCGCCAGCUUCGAUGCGUCUGACGCGGCCAUCGAGGCGAUGAACGGUCAGUACCUGUGUAACCGCCCCAUCACCGUGUCCUACGCCUUCAAGAAGGACUCUAAAGGGGAGCGGCAUGGAUCUGCUGCAGAGAGGCUCCUUGCAGCACAGAACCCGCUCUCACAGGCCGACCGUCCACAUCAGCUGUUUGCUGAUGCUCCACCCCCACCGUCUGUCCCCACCCCCGUUAUGACUGCACUUGGAGCGGCCAUGCCCAUCACCGGCAUGCCUCCUCCUGGUGCUUUCCCCCCAGUACCCCCACCAGGGUCUCUACCUCCAGGAAUGCCCCCCGGGAUGCAGAUGCCCCCUGCCCCGGGCACUCCUGCUUCUCAAGGAGGUUCUGCAGUGCCCCCUCCUGGACCUCCACCAUUCCCUCCAGCAGGAAUGCACCCACCAGGAAUGCCGCCUAUGCCGAUGCCUCCUUCUGGACCUCCUGGGAUGGUUCCACCUCCUCCAGGAUCAAGCCAACAAAGAGCCCCACCUCCCCCUGGCAUGCCCCCUCCUCCUCAGAUGGGCAUGCCCCCCCGGGGACCAUUUGGCCCUCCCAUGGGCCCUCCGAUGCCCCCUGGGAUGCGAGGCCCGCCUCCCCCGAUGCCACCCCCAGGUUACAGCACAGGCCCACCUCGUCCUCCUCCGUUCGGAUUUCAGAGACCUCCGAUGCCCCCGCGGCCCCCCGCACCACCCCGGGCGCCCAUCAGAGCACCCCUACCCCCCUAACAUACAGAUUAAUUACAGCCAUGGCUUUAUUUUAUUUUAUUCUCAUUCCACUUUACUGAAGGACAGAACUGUUUGGAGAAUCUUCUGUAUACUGAUGAGUUCCUUUUAUUUUCACUGUUCUUUAAUAGGAUUAAAUGUCAAUAAACAUUUUAUACAGAAA